CGCCGGACAGAAAACAGCAAUUGCUGGCUGCUUUUGUACUUUGUUUGCUGCGUCUUGUAUAUUUAUCGAGUGAAUGCGCGACUGGUACCUCUACUGACAAAGAUAGCGGUAGGUUUUUCCUUGUAUAGCUUGAAAUGCACCAGUUCACCCGGUGCUAGUUAAUCCAAGCUGCGUUAACGUGCUCCUACAUGUGUUGCGACAGUGACAGGUUUUACAUUUGGUGCGUUUUCUUGCUCACGGCGGCAUGAGUUACGGCUACGGCGGUGGAGGUGGAAGAAGAAGCAGAAAGGGAGACAGAGGGUUCAGGGAUGGGAGCAGAGAGAGACUGGACAGAGGAGGAGGAGGUGGUGGCGGUGGGAGAGGUUUCAGAGGACACGGUUCCGACUUCGACCAGGACCGAGGAGCAGGAGGAGGUCAGAGGGACCGUCCUCCUCCACACCUGAGGGGCCGGGACAUUGGUUUGUGGUACGCGCGGUAUGGAGCAGUGAGGAGGAAACAAGCGGACCGCAGAUCGCGGGCCAUGGUCCACAUGGACGAAGCCAGAGAGGAACACAUCACCAAGCUCCUCAACUCUGUUCAGAGAGACCCAACAAGAGACAACAGGGACGUGCCGUCCUCAGUGUCUGACGCCUGGCGGACAGCAGCCAGCAGCAGCGGCCACUGUUACUUUGACGGGGAUAUGCCUGAAGAAGAGAAGCAGAAAUUGGAGGAAGAGGAAGAUGGUUCUUCGAAACAGAAGAAAACAAGCCGCACAUCUCAACGUGACUCCUCUACAGCAGCUAAAGAUGAACCUCCAGACAACUGGGACGCAGAUGAUGAGGAUGACGUGGAGAAAGAAAAAACACUGAGCGAACACAAGGACCUGGAGUUCUUAUUUCAGGAAGUAGUCAGAGACGCAUCAGUGGAUGAGGACUUGAAAAGAGAUUUGCAAAGCAAAAAGACGGAUCGAAAUUACAAAGAAAUGUUGAAAUUCAGGGAAAAACUACCAUCAUACGGAAAGAAAGAGGAUCUGGUGCGGCUCAUCAACUCUAACCGCGUCUUGGUGGUUAGCGGGGAGACGGGGUGCGGAAAGACCACUCAGGUCACCCAGUUCAUCCUGGACGACCACAUCAGAAGAGGCCGGGGCUCGACGUGCCGCGUGGUCUGCACGCAGCCCCGCCGCAUCAGCGCCAUCUCCGUAGCAGAGCGUGUAGCUGCAGAAAGAGCAGAAAGUGUAGGAAAUGGAAAUUCCUGUGGUUACCAAAUACGCUUGCAGAGCCGGUUACCACGGAGACAAGGUUCAAUACUGUACUGUACAACAGGAAUUAUUCUUCAGUGGCUCCGCUCUGAUCCGUUGUUAUCCAAUGUCAGUCACCUUGUGCUGGACGAGAUCCACGAAAGAAACCUUCAGUCAGACGUUUUGCUCAUCAUCGUGAAGGAAUUACUCAACCUCCGAGAUGAUCUGAAGGUCAUCCUGAUGAGUGCCACCCUCAACGCAGAAAAGUUCUCUAAAUAUUUUGACAAAUGUCCAAUGAUCCACAUCCCUGGGUUAGCAUUCCCAGUGGAAGAAUUCCUACUUGAAGACAUCAUUGAGAUGACCAGAUAUCGUCCGCAGAAUCAGGAUCGUCGGCCUGCGUGGAAGAGACGCUUUUGGCAGGGCCACCAAUCCAGAUCGGAGAAGGAGGAGAAGGAGGAGGAAUAUAAGGAGAGCUGGCCAUGUUACGCACGAACGCUGCAGGGCAGAUACUCUGACGGCACAAUCGAGGCGGUGGAGAUGUUAGACACUGAUGAGAAGAUUGAUCUGGAGCUGAUCCUGGCGCUGAUCCGGCACAUUGUGCUCAACGAGGGGGAGGGAGCAAUCUUGGUUUUCCUGCCCGGCUGGGACAACAUUAGCAGUCUCAAUGACCUCCUCACGGCGCAGCAAAUGUUCCGAUCAGAUAGGUUCGUCAUCAUCCCUCUGCACUCCCUCAUGCCCACUGUUAAUCAGACGCAGGUUUUCAAAAGACCCCCGCCAGGAGUCAGAAAGAUUGUGAUUGCAACCAAUAUCGCGGAGACCAGCAUCACCAUAGAUGAUGUCGUUUAUGUGAUAGAUGGAGGAAAGAUUAAGGAGACCAACUUCGACACCGACAACAACAUCAGCACCAUGACGGCCGAGUGGGUUAGCUUGGCCAACGCCAAACAGAGGAAAGGACGUGCUGGCAGGGUGCAACCAGGAAAGUGCUAUCAUCUGUACAAUGGGCUUAGGGCCAGCCUGCUGGAAGCCUAUCAAUUACCUGAAAUUAUGAGGACACCGCUGGAGGAGCUCUGCUUGCAGAUAAAGAUUCUGAAGCUCGGCUCCAUUAGUCGAUUUCUGGAGAAGGCCUUGGACCCGCCGAGCGAGAAGGCAGUUAACCUCGCCAUCAAGAGCCUCACAGACCUGAACGCUCUGGACCACGCAGAGAAUCUGACAGCGCUGGGUUUCCACCUGGCACGUCUCCCCGUGGAGCCGCACAUCGGCAAGCUAAUCCUGUUCGGCGCUCUGUUGGGAUGCCUCGACCCCGUACUCACCAUCGCCGCUUCGCUCAGCUUCAAAGACCCUUUCUUCAUACCCCUGGGUAAAGAGAAGAUGGCAGAUAUGAGGAGAAGGACUCUGUCCAGAAACUCAAAGAGUGACCACCUCACUAUUGUUUACGCCUUCAAGGGAUGGGAGGAAGCCAAGCAGCGGGGGUCCAGGUAUGAGAGGGAUUACUGCUGGGACAACUUCCUGUCUGCCAACACACUCCAGAUGCUGCACAACAUGAAAGGUCAGUUUGCCGAACAUCUCAUGAGUGCUGGCUUUGUCAGCAGCCGGGAUCCCAAAGACGCUAAAUCCAAUAUCAACUCUGAUAAUGAGAAGUUGAUCAAGGCAGUGAUUGUUGCUGGACUGUACCCUAAGGUGGCCAUGAUCCGACCCUCUUACAGCAAAAAGAGACCUGGGGUAAAGGUGUACACCCAGACCGACGGAAAGGUGUGUAUCCAUCCCAAAUCUGUCAAUGCUGAAGAGAGGGAAUUCAACUACACAUGGCUCAUUUACCACCUGAAGAUGAGAACCAGCAGCAUCUUCCUGUACGACUGCACCGAGGUGUCCCCAUUCUCGCUGCUGUUCUUCGGGGGAGACAUCACCAUCCAGAAAGACGAGGGCCAGGAGACCGUCGCGGUCGACCGCUGGAUCGUCUUCAGGUCCCCGGCGCGCAUCGCUCAUCUCGUAAAGAGUUUGAAGAGAGAGCUGGACUCGCUGUUGCAAGACAAAAUCAGUAACCCGGCUCCUGUGGAUUGGGAGAACCGCCAGUCCAAGGACUGCGCUGUCAUCACGGCCAUCAUAGACCUCAUCACUACGCAGGAAAGGCCUGCAGGCGGCAGCAAGGACGACGGCAGGACGUGGGCGUCUGCCCCCAGCGGAAGGCACUCUUACUUCGAUGAUGACGACGAUGACGACGAUGAUUAAAAGUGUCUGGGCAUUUGGCUGGCAAUGAAGAGAGGAGGCUUUCGGACUGACUGCACCUUCAGACAUGAGUUUGUUGGAAUAUUUAUGAUAGACAGCUGGCCUCCUUGAUGCUUCUGCUUGGUUUAAACUUUAGUGCUCCCUAGAUACUGAAGGCCAAACACAGAAGGCUUAGAGUGCUGAAGAAAUGAAAAUGUUCUUCGGCGGAAUGAAUCGUGCUUCUCUUUCGCUUCUUAAGAUUAUUCAAGGACCAGCCUCUCUGCAUGCAUCCUUUUUUUGCUUUAGUUUGUACAUUUUAUGUUUGGGAAAAUUUCACCAUUCGUCCACAUAACUGAUUAUGCAAUAAAGAAGCUACUUAAAAUCACUCUGUGCGACGUCUGCCACCUUUUCAGCUAAAUGCCUAGAGAAAAGGUGUUUUCACACAUAAUAGUCUGGUACAGUGGGUUCGAUUAGAGAUCAAAAUGGCAACAUUUUGAUCCCUUUUCAGCUGGUACCGUUCACUUUCUAACUGCACUGUGUGAAAUGAUCCCAAUCCUGUGAAAAACCUGGUUCACCCUUGUGUGGCGCUGUGCAAGCCUCUGAAGAAGACAUCAGCUCACCUUCUUUUCUUGCAAACUGUAAACAAAAAUGGAGUAAUGUCAGAUUUUAAUUUGUAGGAUUUCUCGUCUGUCAUUCGUAAAAGUCAUGUCUCCUACUAGAAAUAAGCCAGCACGCUUUGGUCUUAUUUACCCAGAAUACCCUCUGCUACAGCCCGCUUCUUGCUUUUGGAGUGGUCUCCGGUCCUCUCGGCAUUCACAUAUGCAUUCAGAGUUCACUUCAACCGAACCGAUGCUCAGACCAGAGUUCGAUUGCACUUUCACACUUCCCCGAUCGACUUGUUACUCGAUAGGCAGACAAACUAGAGUUUAAGCGGACUAAGCAGCGCUAGAGUGAAUACACCACAAAUCUCCAUGUAAAAAAUAUCUACUUGGUUGGGUCUCUUUGUGCUGAUGUUCCUGAAUCAACUCAGCUAGCUUCGUAAGCAGUGACCUUUCUGUAGCACGGAGGUGUUUAGCCGGUGACAUCCUGGAUUACAUUAACAGAUGGUCUUCUGCACGUCUGCAUAGCUGAACAUGGGUCCUGAAAUACUAGUUAAAAGUUUUCUGUUACCAUCCACUUUCAUUUCUACAGCUUGGGCUUUUAACAUUUUUGUCCAGAAUUGAGUAAACACAAUGAAUGCAAAUGUUGUAGCCCAUUUCUUCAAUACCACUCUGUGCACUUUCUCUUGAAGCACAGACUCCAGUUGCAGGUCACAUCUUGUGAAUCUCUCUCAAACUCUUGCCUGAGCUUUGCUGUCCUCUUUAGGCAGCAGUUAUUCCAGUUGUUUGUGCUCCUUUUCUCACCUCAAUUUAUCCCUCAACUCUGUUCCAUUAAUAUGCUUGCAUAGGACAUUUUGACAUGCCAGGUUCCUUGGCUUACAAAUAAAGUAUAAACACCUUGGUGUUCAAACUGAACUGGAGACUCAAGGGUGAGGAUGUCUACAAGACAGGACAGAAACGGGAUGUAAUUUGAGGACUCUUCGCUCUUUCAGUGUUUGCGGCAAGAUGCUGUGUGAAUCUGUUGUGGAGGGUGUAAUCUCUCCUAAUAGACACUAGGUGGUGGAAGAGUAUCUGGACAAAAAAGUGUCCUUCUGACAUUUUUAAAUCUUAUUUAUUUUUUGCUUUUUUAUUUUUACUUCCAUGUAUAAUUAUGUAGCAAUUCUGGAUCCCACCCCACCUCAUGCAAACACUUAAGAGUGAUCCAUCACACUUAACAAAUUUAUUUCAAAAUGUAUUUGCUGAAGUAAAAUGGUUUUUGGUUAUUAAAGUGAUCUGACACCAUGUAUUGCCAGCAGCAGUAAGCAUGUACAUAUAAAUGUGUGGAUUUGAAACGAUUAUUAAUUCUGUAGACAUUAAUGUGGCGUCGCUCCACUUUGUUGUUGCCAGUUUGUUAGAGAGACCAACCUGUCGAGCUCUGAACAUUAUUAAACACCUGCAUCAGACAAUA
This is a messenger RNA of Xiphophorus maculatus (southern platyfish), 5464 nucleotides long. RefSeq names its product DEAH-box helicase 36 (gene dhx36). The transcript has 26 exons. Gene Ontology annotation, molecular function: G-quadruplex RNA binding; DNA helicase activity; ATP binding. Gene Ontology annotation, cellular component: intracellular anatomical structure; nucleus; cytoplasm. The record is from RefSeq and is a predicted model, not a curated record. NCBI's taxonomy places the organism in Eukaryota, Metazoa, Chordata, Actinopteri, Cyprinodontiformes, Poeciliidae. The coding region runs from base 245 to 3442 and encodes 1065 amino acids.